AGCACCCUGCCUUCUGAUUUUCAGGUCGCCAACUCGGAUACGCCAAGGCUACCAACCUUAAAGGAACUCAUUGGUUAUCAAACAUACGAUUAUACGACAACACCUUCUUCAGUAUUCUUAAAUUUACUUCUUAAUCUUGAUAAAAAUGUGGAACUUGAUCUGCAAAAUGUUGAAAAUGAUGAAAUUAAAUCAAACGUCGAAACGAUCAAGACAAACCUUUACGAAUCGAUUGACGAUGCUGAUAAGAAUAAAUCCUUCAGUCACAAACUUACUGACAUAUUUAAGGAACACGAGACAGAGGACAAUGACAUCGAUGAUAAAUCUUUGAUAGAAAAACAUAGAAAAACUAGAAUCGAUCAUGGUGCUUCUUCAACGACGACAUUAAAACCAACAACAAUGCGGGGUACUCCGAUCAUAAUUUCAACACCCAAGACAAUAACUCGAGGCUUUUAUGUGACUAAAGGGGAUAUCGAAAUGACCACGAUAAUGAAUCCAACGAAAGAAAUAUUAAUGGAAAAUACUGAUUCUAAUGUAACGAAUAACGGGACGAUUCUAUCGAAGAAGAUUAACGAAGAAGAUAAUAAUAUUUUGACGACUGAUUUAUCUAAAGAUAAUUCGAUCACGAGUAGAACAACAUUUGCUGAUUCGAAUGAUCAAUAUUCAGAAUAUUCAAACGUUCUUACUAAAUUGGAACAAACAACGCCAUUAAUAAUGAUUGAAAAUAUUAAUCAGGAAGUAAAACAAAAUGAUCAAAAUUUGUUUGUUGUUAAAAAUGUUUUAUCUACACCGAGAAGAAGAAAAAUUGAAUACAAUGAUGUUACCACUCCAUUUUAUAAAUCUCGUACAAAUUUAAUAGCAGAUACAACGACUGAAUUGAAUAGAAAUACAGAAACCAAGAUAGUACCAAUGGAUUAUACUGUAUCAAACGAAUCUGGUAAUACUGAAUUUGAUAUAACAAUACCAGAGACAAUAACUCCAAUGAUAAACACUUUAAAUACACCUAUGAUUGCAAAUGACAAUGAUCGAGAAGAAAAUAUAAUUGAACUCGAAAAUGUUUCGAUAAAUUCAUCGACAAAAUUAACAAGUGAUCGAAGUGAAAUCGAUCCUGUUGUUUCUGACAAAAGUAUUGUAAUAUCUGAUCAUGGUUUAGAAACAACAACUACAAAAUUUGAUUUAACAACACCAUAUUCUGUAGGAACUUUUGAAACGACUACAGCAAGAGAAGAAAUAGAUGUUACGAAUUGGAAUAAUGUGGAAACAACAACAAUUAUUAAAGAAAAUGAAAAUGUUAUCACAGAUACAACAAUCCAAGAAAGAUUAACCAAUGUCGAAGAUAAAAUUGUUUCUAAAUCCGAUCGAAAUGUCCAACAAACAAAAAUCCUUUCCACGAGUACAAUUGUUCCUUCCUCAAUUUUAUUACCUUCACAAACUCCUACAACUAUUCCGAGUAAUCAAGAAAAGAAUAUUAAUCGUCGACGACAAAGACAAAGAAUAAUUGUUCUUAAUAAUCAAUAUGGUCAAAGAAAAAGACAGAAUUUAAAUCGUCGAGUAAUACAAGUCGAAGAUCAAUCAGACAACCCUAAACGUGUAUUAGUAUACCGUAAGAGACAACGUAGACCCAUUAACAAUAAUUCUUUCACCACAGUAGCAAGUAAUUCGGUAACCAUCAAUGAUGUUGGAUCCAAAAUGAUUGAUAAUAAAACUCGAAGAUCAAAAUUGGUUAUCAAGAGGCUGAAAAUCAACCGUAAGGAACACAAGGAAGAAGAAAAAGAAGAAGAGGAAGAAGAAAGUGUCCCAUUGGAGAAAACAAAUACCCUUCGGGAUUCUCUUAUGGUCACGGAGUAUACUGAAAGACCUGUGGACGAGGGGGGCACUGUUUCGGGAUCGUCUUCUAACCGGACGCCAGGAAGUAUUCUGGCAAACAGAAUAAGAAAACCAAAUCCAUCCUCGCUGUCGAGUAUAUUAUCAACGAACAAACGUCCUACGGUACUACUAGGGGAUAAUCGAAAGAGUCGACCUAGUGAGACCACCCUUUCACCGACGACAACAAUAGUCGAAUUAUUCGAUGAUGCAACCGUGAAGCCGGAACAAUUCGUUAUUAAGGAGGAAGAUGAAAGGGCUGAGAUAAGCGAUCAAAAUGGCCGAGCCCAAGAGCUCGCAGUUACACUGGCUGAUCCGCCUACUUUGCAGUCUUCAUCCAGCACCGGUCGAGUGCCGUUAAAGGAUACCUUAAGACGCAGGAUAAGCACGACGGUAGCACCGCGAACAGAUUUCCCAAGAACUAGUUCGACGUCCUUGAGAUUCAGCACAGUACCAAAGACACGACAGAAAACAACGAAGACGACUAUGACGACGACAACGACAACGACGACGACGAAUAAAAGGAAGGAAGGAACAACAAGAAGUUCGACAAUUAGACCAAGAAGGCCACAAAUUAUUGAUUAUGAUUAUUACGAGGACGAGGAUACACCGAUUAUUGAAAAAACAAUGUACAAUGGAAAAUUAUUUUUAACUAAUAGCGGCACUAUACGAUGUCUCGAUCAAGGAAACUUUCCUCAUCCGAUAUCAUGUAAAAAAUUUAUUACCUGCGCUAAAAUGGUUAACGGGUUAAUCAUCGGCGCGGAAUACACCUGUCCUCACAAAUUAUCCUUCGAUCCGGUCGGCGGUAUUUGUAAUUGGUCUGCAGGACUUGGUUGCAAGGAAUAAAACCGCGACUAGUUUCAAACGACCGUACGACACUUACUAAAUGAAUAGAAAAACUUCGAAACAACAUUACGUCGGUGGUACCCUCUAGGGGGCGCCAAUUUUCAAACAACCGAAGUUUAUUAUAAAACACGAUAAUUAACAUAAUAUCUGUUCUCCAAAUCGUUUAAUUAACACGAACGAACGAAUUUUUUUUUUUAUAAUUAUUACUUUAACACACACACCAUACACAACACAACAUAAGGGGUGUCCUGACAAUUUAUAAUUCGAUCCAGUCGCUGGAUUUAAUUGUAGAAAAUAAAGAGCGGAUAUUUUCAAAUGAUCAAACCAUUCACGAUACGUCAGCGCUCAUUUAACAAAAUGACGGUAAUUUUCAAACGAAACGAAAUUUACUUCGAAAUAAUAUGUUUUUUUCUCUCAAAAUCGUUUAACACGAACUAAAAAACGAAUCGUUUUUUUUUAAUAGUUAUAAUAUCGUGCGUUAUAUCCUACGUAGCCAUAGUUACAUAAGUGACGACGAAGAAUGGUGAUAUUACAAUUAUAGAAUCUCUCGCUCUUUUGUAAAUAUUAUAAUAUUUUAGUGUGUAAAUAUAGCGUGGGAUAUUAAAAGAUUUCUCGUAUAGGGUCGUGUUUAACGAUUAAAUAAUAACUUAUACGUGUACGUAGCGUUGUGCAAUCGCUAGCCAAUUAGGUCUACUCUACUAUCUCUGUAUAGAAAGAAAAGAAAAUAAAUAAAUAAAUAAAUGAUAAUAAUUAAUGAAUAAAUAUAUGCACAACUGAACCUUUGUAAUACUCGAAGCAGACAAUUAGGUAAUUGUGUCCGUGAAUAAUUAUGUAUUACAUGUGUAUUAUGUAAUCGUAAUAAUAAAAAAAAAUAAAUAAAUAAAUAAAUAUAUACAUUUAUAUAUUAUUUAUCAUAUUCUAUACACAUAACACAAUAACGGAAAAUUAAAACUACAAAAUAUAUAUGCGUACACAACAAAAUGCACAAAUCUCUGAUGUUUUUUUUUUUUCAAGAUUUUCUUUAUUUUUCUUACGCCCCCCCCCCCUUCAUAUAUAAUUAUUAUUUUUUUUGUUACUUAUUUAUAUUUUUAUCAUAUGAUUCAUUAUUAAAUCAAUUGAAUUAAUUCUCAAAGGAUGAAAUCGGCAAAACAAAAAAUAUAGUAAAA
Messenger RNA from Polistes canadensis, 3872 nucleotides. RefSeq lists its product as uncharacterized. The record is from RefSeq and is a predicted model, not a curated record. The transcript has 4 exons. Gene Ontology annotation, cellular component: extracellular region. Gene Ontology annotation, molecular function: chitin binding. Bases 397 to 2706 code for a protein of 769 amino acids. Lineage: Eukaryota; Metazoa; Arthropoda; Insecta; Hymenoptera; Vespidae.